ACAAGCAGCAUCUACCCGGCGGCAGGCGGGAGCCAGAGAGGCCCGGAAGGCUGCGGAGUGCGCCAGCCACUCGGAGUCCAGCGCGCCCCUACGUCUCCUCGUCUUCCUACGCCUCCCACCCGCAAGGUCCGACUGGUCUCUUCGCCUGGGCCAAGCCUGGGAGGGGGUUAGGAGCAGCCGCGCCCCCCUCCCCGCGGCAGCCGCUACCCCCCCCCCCCCCACCUCCGCCCAGCUUUCUCAGAUCCGCUCACAGCCGCGUGCGCCCGGGCCGGUGCGCCCAGGCAGCGCCAGCCAUGUCGAUGCUGCCGUCGUUUGGUUUUACGCAAGAGCAAGUGGCAUGCGUGUGCGAGGUUCUGCAGCAAGGCGGGAACCUGGAACGCCUGGGAAGGUUCUUGUGGUCGCUGCCCGCCUGCGACCACUUGCACAAGAACGAGAGCGUGCUCAAGGCCAAGGCGGUGGUCGCCUUCCACCGCGGCAACUUCCGCGAACUCUACAAGAUCCUGGAGAGCCACCAGUUCUCGCCCCACAACCACCCCAAACUGCAGCAGCUGUGGCUGAAAGCGCACUACGUGGAGGCCGAGAAACUUCGCGGUCGGCCGCUGGGUGCCGUGGGCAAAUAUCGGGUACGCCGAAAAUUCCCGCUGCCGCGAACCAUCUGGGAUGGCGAAGAGACCAGCUACUGCUUCAAGGAGAAGUCGCGGGGCGUGUUGAGGGAGUGGUACGCGCACAACCCCUACCCCUCGCCGCGGGAGAAGCGGGAGCUGGCCGAGGCCACCGGCCUCACCACCACCCAGGUCAGCAAUUGGUUUAAGAACCGGAGGCAAAGAGACCGGGCUGCCGAGGCCAAGGAAAGGGAGAACACUGAAAACAAUAACUCGUCCUCCAACAAGCAGAAUCAACUCUCUCCUCUGGAAGGGGGCAAGCCGCUCAUGUCCAGCUCAGAAGAGGAAUUCUCACCUCCCCAAAGUCCAGACCAGAACUCGGUCCUUCUGCUACAGAGCAAUAUGGGCCACGCCAGGAGCUCAAACUAUUCUCUCCCAGGCCUAACGGCCUCACAGCCCAGCCACGGCCUGCAAGCCCACCAGCAUCAGCUCCAGGACUCUCUGCUGGGCCCACUCACCUCCAGUCUGGUGGACUUGGGUUCCUAAGUGGGGAGGUACUGGGGUCUUGAAGGGACGGCUGGAGAAGCAACCAACAUCAACAACUAGAGACACUUGUACAUAGACGGAAGGAACAGUUUUGCAGCUUGUCUCUGGGGUUCUUUGCGCAUAAAGGAAUGAUGGGCUUUCACAAAUGUCUUUUUAAAAAAAUCACAACCAACAGCGAUCUCAAUUGAGUAUAGUCUCCCUCUUCCCUCAACUCUUAAUACUCUUGCAUUUCCCCUCCCACUGAAAGGUCAGGAAACAAAGCAACUAGUCCUGGAUAACCCAGACAUUCAUUUCAGUAGCCGCCUCCUCCACCUCUUCUUCCACCUCUUCCCUCUCCUCCUCCUCUUCUUCAUCUUCUUUUAGUGAAGAAAAAUUACGAAUCAACUGUAUUUUAAUUAUUUCCUUUUUAUUUAUUGAUGGAGAAAUGGUUUAGGGAAGAGGAAAAGGAAACGAAGAGAAAGAGAGACAUGACAAAGAAAAUAAAAACAAAAACAAAUUGAAAAAAAAACCCUCCAGGCUGAGAGGAGCUGGCUGCGUUCUUAAGAUGAAUAGGAAAAAUAAAAUCAUAACUGUUUUGAUGGGGAAAAUUAAGUUUACAUUUUUCAUAUUUAGUGUUAAAUAAUUUUAUGUAGAUUAAAAUAAAAGAACAGUAUUAGUGGGGGAAAACAAGUGCCUAAAUGUCUUAAUGCUCUCUAUGUGAGGUGGCUAGAAAUAGAAGUGGCAUUAGUAAUACAACUAUUUUUGUCAAAUUUAGUGGGGUUUUUUUGGUGAUUGUUUUCUUUCUUUUUCUUUUGCUUAUGACAAACUCUAACAGUGUACCAACAAGGGAGGGGAAGCCACUUUCCUAACCGUCCUCACUCCUACCCUCAGGACUUUCCUACCGCAGGCUGCCUCUGCUGAGAGGACCGUCUAUUCCUACUUUCUUCUUGCACAAAGGUGCCAACAAACCUGGCAACCUGGGAUUUGUUACUAAAACAGCAAGUGUUUCUAGGCUUCUUUUCUAUUGUACCCAAACCAGUCUAAAUUAAAACUCAGUAGACCACCAGGAGUUUGAUUCUGUUUCUGAGAAAGGUGAGUCCUGUAUUGCUGUCAUUGGGCCUAUUUAGAAACAAGUCUGCUUGCUUACUUAGGAAUAGUUAUGAAUUACAGGUUAUUUUUGAAGCCUGUUACCGGAAACCAAGAAAAUAGGUUAAUGAUAUGACAAAAGAGACGACAUUUAGCCUUAGGUAUUUAUUUAUUUUUUAUUAUUUAGUAAUGCAAUUUUGUUUACCACUGUUUCUUCUCCACAGCAUUCAUGUUAACUCGGCUCUUCUGUGUUAACAGCUUAUGAAAAGACUGUGAAAGCAA
This is a messenger RNA of Microtus oregoni (creeping vole), 2495 nucleotides long. RefSeq names its product SIX homeobox 1 (gene Six1). Gene Ontology annotation, molecular function: DNA-binding transcription factor activity, RNA polymerase II-specific; RNA polymerase II cis-regulatory region sequence-specific DNA binding. Bases 294 to 1148 code for a protein of 284 amino acids. The transcript is spliced from 2 exons. Lineage: Eukaryota; Metazoa; Chordata; Mammalia; Rodentia; Cricetidae. Gene Ontology annotation, biological process: regulation of transcription by RNA polymerase II. Gene Ontology annotation, cellular component: nucleus; transcription regulator complex. The record is from RefSeq and is a predicted model, not a curated record.